This is a messenger RNA of Pelodiscus sinensis (Chinese soft-shelled turtle), 952 nucleotides long. The record is from RefSeq and is a predicted model, not a curated record. NCBI's taxonomy places the organism in Eukaryota, Metazoa, Chordata, Testudines, Trionychidae.
CACAAAGCCUCGAGUUCUUCUUCGGGCGAUGUCCCCAUGGAUGCUCCACUGUGGGUGUUGGGUCUCAGACAAUGGUCUCAGAAGAAGCGCCCACCCCAAUUCCACUCUUCCGGCUCCCAGGCUGCGAAACAACAGAUUUGAACCUUUGACUGAGAGCGACGGCUGCCUUUCCUGGGAGGUGGGGACGGCUCCCUUCCACCUGACCCGCUCUGACUACCAGAUGAACCUGGAGGCCAUGGCCUCUCUCGUGGAGGAGGGGACAGGGGUGGUGAUCAAUGCGACCAGGAGCUGCCUCAUCAACAUCGUGUCUGAAAUCGCCACGGUGACCUUUGAGGAAGCUGACGCUGCCUACAGGGCUGGGAUCCCCUACACUGGCAAGAUGCUCCUGAAGGCAGCAGACGGCUCCGCACUGAAGAAUGAGACUCUGCGGCUGUUUGUUAGCUCUGGAGACAUUAGUGAGAACCAGACCUUCCUGACGGAUGAGUCUGGCAGAGCCUCCUUCACGCUGGACACCUCCGGCUGGACUGGGACAGUCGCCCUGCGGGGGAACUUCAAGCAGGCGGGUCCCAGUGAGGAGCAUGACGGAGUCUCUCCCUGUUACCCGGAUGCCCAUCACCGUGUGGAGCCCUUCUACUCCCGGAGCCGGAGUUUCCUGAAGAUCCGCAGGCUGGGCGGGGAGCUGCCCUGCAACCAGGUGCAGUGGCUCCACGUGGACUAUGUCCUGGCGAGGGAGGCCCUAGGGCGAGGGUCCAAGAGCCUGGAUUUCAUCUUCCUGGUGAGGCUAAAGUGUGUGUGUCUGUCUGUGUGUGUGCGUUCUGGGAGAUGGGACCAUUCUAUUGCCCAUAUCACCCUACAAUCAGCCAUGGAUGUAGUGGAUACCAUGGCCUGCACUACCACAAUGGCCAUCGUGAUACACGGAGAGCUUCAUGGCUCCAAGCAUUGGGAAUCCUGA